AUCUAUAUAAAAAAAAAUUAAAUUAAAAAUCUGUGCCAAUUUCUAAAAAAAAAAAACUAAAAAUAUAUUCAGUGUGAUGAACUUUUCUGAAUCAAUUAAAGAAUGUUUAACAAUUUUACAAGAAAUAUUCUAUAUUUGCAUAGACUUGACUCGAUUUGCUUGAAUACCUAUAAAAGUGCUAGUCGCAUCUCUUCGAUAUGUCAAUCAGAAUAGCAAUGAUGAAGAUAGCAGCCGCAUUAUUGAUACUUGGUAGCAUUGCUUGCGCAAGUGCCGCAACCGAAGAUCUCGGCAAAACAAUAAGCAUUAACAUUGACAAAAAUCAAAAUCAAGAUGCUACACCUGUUAUCAUCGAGGAAAUGGAGGAACCACAAAUGAUUUAUCAACCAAAACCACAAUAUUAUCCACAACCCCAAUAUCCACCACCUCAACCACAACCACAAUAUCCACCACCUCAACCACAACCACAAUAUCCUGCACCACCACCACCAGUCUAUUAUCCUCCAGCACCAAUGCCAGCACCUGCACCAUAUCCCGGGCGCAACGACUACUGUGUAAUUCAAUGUCCACCCGGACCACCUGGACCUGUUGGUGCACCUGGUGCAAUGGGCCCUGAUGGAACACCUGGAUCUAAGGGAGAUAUGGGUGAUAUGGGCUAUGAGGGUACUAAAGGUGCAAUGGGUCUACCUGGAGAUACUGGUGUAAUUGGUGAGAAGGGUCAAAGAGGUCAAAAGGGUGAAAUGGGCUACCCAGGUCAGAAGGGAGAUAAGGGAACUAUCGGACCAGAUGGAGCUGCCGGUGCAAGUGGUGACAAGGGAGAUAUGGGAGCUAUGGGUGCAAUGGGUCCACCCGGACCACCUGGUCCAACUGGACCAAUAUUCAAAGGAACUUUUGUCCUUACGGCAUCUGAAGAUGUUGGAAAAACAAUAAGCGUCUUUGGUAAUGUUGAUGAUUUUGGUGGUAUUGGUAGUAUUGGUGGUUUUAGUGGUUCUGAUAGUUUUGAUGUUUUUGGUCACACCGAAAACAAAGAAAAAAAUAUUGCUUAUAUUGUACCAAUUCCCGGUAAACCUCAAUAUGAAGAAUAUCGUCCACCAGUACAAUAUCCUGCACCAGCACCAUAUCCUUCACCCACAUACCCUCAACCAGCACCAUAUCCACCACCACCAGGAAGACCUUGUGUUGUACAAUGUCCACCUGGUCCACCUGGACCUCCAGGUGUACCUGGAGCAUAUGGACCUGAUGGACCACCAGGUCAAAAAGGAGAUAUGGGAGACAUGGGAAUUGAAGGGCAAAAAGGAGCAAAUGGAGAAAUUGGUGAUAGGGGUCCUUUGGGAAAUAAAGGACGCAAAGGCUCUGUAGGAAAUAUAGGUUUGGAGGGCCAAAUGGGUGAUAAAGGUGUUCAAGGUCCAGAAGGACCCAAAGGCUCUAAAGGUGAUAAGGGUGAUAUGGGUCUAAAAGGCCAACCUGGACCACCAGGUCCCCCAGGACCUAUCGGACCACUAGGAGUCAGAGCCAUUGCUGUUGUUUCCACAGCAGAUGACGCACUCAGAAGUAUAAGCUUUAAUAAAAAUGGCAGCAAUAAUAAAAAGGAACCCGUUUUGGUGUACACGCAAUAUCCACAACAAAUGUAUCCACAAAUGCCAUGGCCGCAACCACCAUCAUAUCCUGCCCCAUAUCCACCAUCUUACCCACAACCAUCCUACCCACAACCACCACCACCAACCUAUCCACCCUACCCAGCUCCAUACCCACCAUCACAAUGCAGAUGUAAUCCUGGACCACCAGGUCCACCUGGUCAGCCUGGUACAACUGGUAACAUGGGAACAGCAGGUUUGAAGGGAGAGAAGGGUAACAUGGGGCAAAUGGGCUUGCCUGGUACUAUUGGAGAUAAGGGUGAGACCGGUGAGAUGGGACUUAAGGGUGAUAAGGGUUAUAAGGGUGAUAUGGGAUUUGAAGGCAUGAAGGGUGAUAAGGGUACUAUUGGUGCUGAUGGACCAAUUGGACCUAAGGGAACUAAGGGUGAUGCUGGAACAGCUGGAGCUAUGGGACCACCAGGACCACCUGGUCCAACAGGUCCAAUGGGACCAGCAGCGUAAGCUCAGAAAAACAACCAAAA
Molecule: messenger RNA, 2113 nt
Organism: Episyrphus balteatus (marmalade hoverfly)
Lineage: Eukaryota; Metazoa; Arthropoda; Insecta; Diptera; Syrphidae
Product: collagen alpha-1(I) chain-like
Exons: 5
Coding region: 198-2093 (631 amino acids)
Source: RefSeq, a predicted model, not a curated record